Molecule: messenger RNA, 1185 nt
Organism: Harpegnathos saltator (Jerdon's jumping ant)
Lineage: Eukaryota; Metazoa; Arthropoda; Insecta; Hymenoptera; Formicidae
Gene: mRpS9
Product: mitochondrial ribosomal protein S9
Exons: 11
Coding region: 1-1185 (394 amino acids)
Source: RefSeq, a predicted model, not a curated record
AUGGCUGUAUCUAUUUUCACACGUCCACCUUUUCGACGUUUCAUCGGUAUUGUUAGUAAUGUUACCACUUUAUUUCUGGGUACCUCACAACAUUCGAAUAUUAAAUCACAAGCAUACACAACAAACGUUAGUGAAAUCAACAAUAUAUUAAGAUCUGAAAAGACAAAACCAAGCAAGAAAUUGAGCAAAGCUAUGACGGCAUACUUGCAACGAAUAAAAGAGCACGAUGAAUUUAUGAAGAAAGAGAUCACAGAAUAUCAAAUAGGCAAAAGGCAUUUGGCUAAUAUGAUGGGUGAAGAUCCAGAGUUCUUUACACAAGAAGAUAUAAAUAGCGCAAUUGAAUAUCUUUUUCCAUCUGGGCUACAUGAUCCUAAAGCACGGCCAAUGAUGCGACAUCCAAAUGAAAUAUUUCCUAACAAAAAAGCAGCAGAAUUUGAUGAAACUGGGAGACCUUAUCAUUCUAUGUUUUAUACGUAUAAACCAAAUUAUUACCAGAUACUUUAUCAUAUUACGGAAACAAUCCAAUCUUUGAAUAGCAUUGAAGAUUCAUUAAUAAGACAAGGAACAUUACCUGUGGAUAAGAUCGAUUUAAUUAGUUCUGCCUGGUUAAAAAAAAUGGAUAUGGAAAAAUUAAUAUCUGAAACUCUUAGUGACAUGGAUUAUAACUACCUUAUUACAUCAUUAGAUCGACUAAGUAAUCAUCCAUUAUCAAAACGUGCGCAGGACUUUAUUAUGAAAUAUCGUAAAUCACUGAUUAGUCACACAGAUAUAGUAAUACCACCACUGGAGUAUGACAGCACAGGAAGACCAUAUAUCACUGUUAAAAACUGCAUGAGAAAAUCUUCAAGAGGUGAAGUAACACUUUGGGGUAAUGGCUCUGGAAAAAUGAUCAUCAAUGGACAAGAUAUCACAUAUUUCAAAGAGAUGCAUUAUCGCGAGCAGGAUAAACUUAUGCGAGCGCAAUUUUUCAAAAAUACAUGUUUUCUUGGUGAUAUACCGCAUAAUAUGCCACUUGAGAAGAUAAACAAGCAAGCCUGUUGUAGCCUAAAAGAGAUUUUCAAAGCUGAAAGCAGAUCUUGGAAAUUUCUGACUCAUUUAUUUGGUUUGCAGAAUUAUGGCAAAGCGAACCUGCAGUGCAUAUCGGUGACUGUUUGCCACACGUUGCCACACUUUAGAAAAAUAUAA